GCUUCGUCACCACCAAUCGCGCGGACCCCAGCAGCCCCAGAGGAUACCUGACCGACUCACCUCUCCGCCGCCGGGGGCGUAUUCCCACAAGCCCUACAGCCAGCGAGAGGGCUCCAGGGUCGAAAGGUCGUAUCCGAACCAGAUGGGCUCCGUGCCGCCUCGGAGAAUGGCCGUGGAAACAGAGCCGUCGGAUAUAAGAGAAAGCACCUUUGGGCGGAAUCGCAAGCGUCAAGCGGAACCCGCUUCGGACGACGAAGGUGCGGGCGCCUCAGGAAAUGGCUUCGUAAGUGGCUAUCAGAAACUGGUCCAGGACAGCCAGAAAAAGAACGGCCGGUCAGGGGCAGCCCAGGCCGCCAAUAGCAUCACAGCCAACAAGAAGCGGAGCCUCGGCACCACCAUGAAGCGAGGCAUCGGCAAGUUUGUCCCGCCCCUGAUGUCGAGCAAAGACCAGCGGGAUGAGGAGGACUCGUACGGGACCAUGCGCGGACAACAAAGGAACGCAAAGCCGAUGGCCGUCCGGCCCGGACCUGUGUCUCGAUCCGGAUCUGGAUCCGGAUCUGGUCCUGGCUCGGCACUGGUAGACCAGGAGGAGGAGCUCAUCGAUGAGCGUCUCAGGAACAUUGAGCCGCGUAUGAUCGAGAUGAUCAUGAACGAGAUCAUGGACCAAACUCCCGGCAUAGACUGGGACGACAUUGCCGGCCUUGAGCACGCCAAGAACACCAUCAAAGAAAUCGUUGUUUGGCCCAUGCUGCGUCCAGAUAUCUUCACGGGACUGCGCGGGCCACCGAAGGGAUUGCUCCUGUUUGGACCACCAGGAACGGGCAAAACUCUGAUAGGGAAGUGCAUCGCGAGCCAGUCUGGGGCAACAUUCUUCAGCAUCAGCUCAUCGUCCCUCACAUCAAAAUGGAUUGGCGAAGGCGAAAAGAUGGUCCGGGCGCUGUUUGCGGUGGCCCGGGUUCACCAGCCGAGCGUGAUCUUCGUUGACGAAAUCGACUCGCUUUUGACCCAACGCACGGAUGGCGAGGUCGAGGCCACACGAAGGAUCAAGACGGAGUUUCUGAUUCAAUUCGAUGGAUGCGGUACAAGUGCCGAGGACCGCAUCCUUAUGAUCGGAGCAACGAAUCGGCCCCAGGAGAUCGACGAAGCGGCACGAAGACGCUUUCGAAAGAAGCUGUACAUCCCGCUCCCAGAGGCAGAUGCCAGACGAUGUAUCGUCGAGAAUCUACUCAAGAAGCAAACACACCAGCUCUCGGAGGAAGAGAUUUGCACGAUCGUCACCAAAACCGAUGGCUAUAGUGGAUCGGACAUGGACGGCUUGGUUCGUGAGGCGGCCCUCGGGCCCAUCCGAGACAUCAAAGACAUCCGCAAUAUCAACGCAAGCGAUGUUCGGCCGAUCAUGUAUUGCGAUUUUGUCGAAGCCCUGACCCAGGUCCGCGCCUCCGUCUCCGACAAGGACCUCGAUUUGUACAUCAAAUUCGAUGGCGAGUACGGAAGCGUCAAUCGAAAGUAGUUCCCGAUGACCCAUGCCUCCAGGAUGUGGAUAGUACUUGUAGAUGACGGGUGUGCAUAUUUCUACCCACUCACCCUUCCCCCUAAUAUAGUAGAAAAGUAUGGUAUUCCGUUUCAUGUUUCGGGAUGGCUUUCGUAUCUACCGGGUUCGCUUGUGGGGGGACACAAGCCCACCCAGCGACAGCACUUGAGUACAAGGUUCUACACUAUAUUCAGAAAAAAACGGGACACCACAGCCGUUUCCAUGAACAUGUAGUAUGUGAUGGCAUGCGUCAAGCAAAGCCACAAUAAAUAGAUCAGAUCACUUUGGCAGCCUCCGAGUGAAGACCGCCGGUCGCUCUCCGAUCUCCACAAUCGACCUGCAUACUGUGAUCAUGUUGCGCGC
Molecule: messenger RNA, 1894 nt
Organism: Polychytrium aggregatum
Lineage: Eukaryota; Fungi; Chytridiomycota; Chytridiomycetes; Polychytriales
Product: P-loop containing nucleoside triphosphate hydrolase protein
Exons: 14
Coding region: 143-1510 (455 amino acids)
Molecular function (GO): ATP binding; ATP hydrolysis activity
Source: RefSeq, a predicted model, not a curated record